Molecule: messenger RNA, 1581 nt
Organism: Penicillium atrosanguineum
Lineage: Eukaryota; Fungi; Ascomycota; Eurotiomycetes; Eurotiales; Aspergillaceae
Exons: 5
Coding region: 1-1581 (526 amino acids)
Biological process (GO): transmembrane transport
Cellular component (GO): membrane
Molecular function (GO): transmembrane transporter activity
Source: RefSeq, a predicted model, not a curated record
AUGGAGCACCAUCCCAUAGAGACAAAUGACAAGGCUUCCAUUGCCGAAGUAGAGGUUGCGAAGCAAGGUCUCUCGGCUCGGGCUCGCUCAACGGUAGCCCACUAUGUGCCUUCUACCGAGGAGGAACAGGCCCUUGAUCGUCAAGUCAAUCUAAAAUUUGAUUUCUGUAUCAUUCUAAUUCUGUCAUUGGGGUUCAUCCUCUUGGGAAUUGACAAAACAAAUGUUGGAUUCGUUGCCACUAGCAAUUUUGUGGAAGAGGCUCACCUCAAAUCCAGCGAUAUUGCGAAUUCCGUUUCUUUGUUCUCCGCAACUUAUGUUCCUCUCCAACCGAUAUCCAGUAUGAUCGGCCGGCGAGUGGGAGCAAAAUGGUGGAUGGGAGCCCUAAUGAUAUCUUGGGGCUGCAUCUGCAUCGCGCAUAUCGCUAUCAGGAACUCGACAACCUUUCUCGCGUUGCGUCUUUUACUAGGUGUCGCUGAAGCCGGUUUCACUCCUACUGCUUUCUAUUACAUGUCGGCUUUCUACCCGAAGUUCUCCCUUGGCUUUCGCAUGGGACUCUUUUCGGGGAUGUACUCUAUCGCGGGAGCUUUCGCGGGCCUUCUUGCGUAUGGCAUACUCCACCUCGAGACAUCAAUGCUACAGGGAUGGCAAAUGCUGUUCCUCAUUGAGGGAGUACUUACAGUGUUCGUGGCUAUAAUAGCUCUUACAUUACUUCCAACAGACGUAACCCAUGUAUGGUUUCUUACCAAGAAGGAGAGAGCCCAUGCCGUGCAUCGGAUGGAGCGAGAUUUCCAAACGUUUGCCGACACAGACACGCAAGAAUUUGGCUCACGUGCCGAUAGCCUUGUCCACGGUGCCGAAUCACCUUUUGCUGGUGCAAAUGACAGUAACUUGUGGCAGGAUAUUCAAGAUGUCUUAAAAGACUGGAGAAAGCUGCUCAUCAUUGUCUGCAACAUUCUAAGCGUACUGCCUGUUACUGGGUUCACCACGUUCUUGCCUCUCAUCGUCGCGGGAAUGGGAUACAGCGGCAUCAAAGCCACCCUAAUGUCCGUUCCACCUUUCAUUUCCGGAACCGCUGGACUUAUUGUAAUUGUCCUUUUAUCCGACCAUCUCAAGGAACGCAGUCUUUUGAUAGUGAUAGGCAUGGCCCUGGGGCUAAUAGGUUGUUUGGUUAUGGCAACUUCAUCAAAUCCACAGCUGCGAUACGGAUUUGCGCAUGUCUGUCUUUCGGGGGUAUUUGCUGGAGGGCCCCUAGUUGCAGUGUGGCUUACGGGCAAUACUCCAUGCAAGAGUACAAGGGCUUUUAUUCUUGGCCUUAAUGGGUGGUCUAACAUUGCUGGUGUCAUUGCUGGACAACUAUUCAAAUCGAAAUAUGCGCCCUCUUAUCGUUAUCCUUUGAUUGUUACCAUGAUUCUGAUCGCAGUCGGUAUGCUUGGAUUUUGUCUCGUGAGGGCUUUGUACAUGGUAGAGAACCGCCGUCGUCGUAAAGAGAUGGCAGAAUGGGACGAAGCCAGGUUUGCGCUAGAGGGGUCGAGUAUUGAGAGGCGAGGGGACCAGCGACUUACUUGGAUCUACAGUUACUAA